AUUUCUGCUCUUGUAAAAGCCUGGGUUUUCUGCAUGUUAACACUAGAAGCUUAUUACCUCAAAUGUAUCAAUUGAAAGUGUGGGUUUACAGCUCCUAUCCAGCCAGAUGUAUGGUACUUACUGAGACAUGGUUAAGAAAGAGUGUUUUGAACACUGAUGUUAACCUUUCUGGUUACAAACUUUUUCAGCAAGACAGAUCUUCCAAAGGUGGUGGAGUGGCAAUCUUUACCAAGGAACACCUUCAGUGCUCGGUUGUCUCCACCAAGUCUGUCCCCAAACAAUUUCAUUUGCUGGUUUUAAGCAUUAAGUAAAUAGCUCUUUGUUGACUGUUGCUGGGUGUUAUCGUCCACCAUCAGCACCGGCCUGUACCCUACCUGCCCUAAGCUCUCUCCUGGCCCAUUACACUAAGUCAGAUGUUUCCUGCUAGGUGACCUAAACUGGGACAUGCUUAAACUACCUGUGUUAAAACAAUGGGACUCCCUAAUGUCACGCUCGUUCAAUGACGGGACGGACCAAGGCGCAGCGUGAUAUGCAUACAUGUUUAUUUAAACUUAAUAAACACUCGACAAAACAAUAAACGAAACGAAACGUGAAGUCCAAGGUAGACACAAACAACAUACCUAUUACGGAACAAGAUCCCACAACCCACUAGUGCCAAAAGGCUGCCUAAGUAUGGUCCCCAAUCAGAGACAACGAGCUAUAGCUGCCUCUGAUUGGGAACCACACCGGCCAACAUAGAUCUACACAUAAUAGACCUACAACAUAGAAUAUAUACACCCUGACUCAACAAAUAAGAGUCCCCUGAGUCAGGGCGUGACAGUACCCCCCCCCCAAGGUGCGGACUCCGACCGCACAACAUAAAUAUAACAGGGUAGGGGCCGGGUGGGCAUUCCGCCUCGGAGGCGGAUCCGGCUCGUGGCGUGACGACCUUUCACUCUCCGCCUCCCUGUUGCGCCCCUGGUCAGGUCUGGAGCCGCUGACCGGAGCUGGACUGGGCACCGGUGGAGCGGACUGCUCUGGCUCCGGAGUGGAGCCGCUGACCGGAGCAGGACUUGACCCCGGUGGAGCGGACUGCUCUGGCUCCGGAGUGGCACAGCUGACCGGAGCUGGAUCAGGCACCGGUGGAGCGGACUGCUCUGGCUCCGGAGUGGAGCAGCUGACCGGAGCUGGAUCAGGCACCGGUGGAGCGGACUGCUCUGUCUCCGGAGUGGAGCAGCUGACCGGAACUAGAUCAGGCACCGGUGGAGCGGACUGCUCUGUCUCCGGAGUGGAGCAGCUGACCGGUGCCGGACCAGGCACCGGUGGAACGGGCACGGGCCAUGCCGGACUGGACAAACGCACCACAGGCUUGGUGCGAGGGGCAGGAACGGACCGGGCCGGACUGGCGACGCACACCACUGGCUUGGUGCGAGGAGCAGGAACAGGCCGGGCCGGCCUGGCGACGCGCACCACUGGCUUGGUGCGAGGAGCAGGAACGGGUCGGGCCGGACUGGCGACACGCACCACUGGCUUGGUGCGAGGAGCAGGAACAGGCCGGGCUGGCGACGCGCACCACUUGCUUGGUGCGAGGAGCAGGACUGGGUUCCUUUAUAAACCCCCGCUCCUUCUGCUGCCUAACCAGCUCCUCUCGCCGUGCCUCUACACCUUCCUUCUGCUCCCUCUGAACCAAUAGCCCCCGUAAUCUGGUGGCCUCCUUUCCUAACCAGCAGAUCCAUCCUAUCGCGGCCUCCUGCUGCCUCGUCGUCCACACCGUGUGCCCCCCCAAAAUAUUUUCUUGGGGUUGCCUCUCCACCCAGAUCCCUUUCAGGGCCUCCAUCUUCCUUGCCAGAUCCUCUCUUAUCUCCUGCCAAGUCCAUCCUCUCUGCUCCUCCUCGGCACACUGCUUGGUCCAGGUCUGGUGGGAUCUUCUGUCACGCUCGUUCAAUGAUGGGACGGACCAAGGCGCAGCGUGAUAUGCAUACAUGUUUAUUUAAACUUAAUAAACACUCGACAAAACAAGAAACGAAACGAAACGUGAAGUCCAAGGUAGACACAAACAACAUACCUAUUACGGAACAAGAUCCCACAACCCACUAGUGCCAAAAGGCUGCCUAAGUAUGGUCCCCAAUCAGAGACAACGAGCUACAGCUGCCUCUGAUUGGGAACCACACCGGCCAACAUAGAUCUACACAUAAUAGACCUACAACAUAGAAUAUAUAUAACAAAGAAUAUACACACCCUGACUCAACAAAUAAGAGUCCCCUGAGUCAGGGUGUGACGCCUAAAUCUAUCUCAGAUUAAUUCCAAUCCCACAAGGUAUGACUCCAAACACCCAGAAAAGUCUACUCUCCUUGAUUUUAUCCUCACAAAUAAUCCUGAUAGGUAUCAGUCUGGUGUUUUCUGUAAUGACCUUAGUGAACACUGUUUUACAGCCUGUGUUCAUAAUGGCUGUUCUGUUAAACAACCUUUCCUGAUUUGUCAUAGACGCUUGCUGAAAAUGUUCAAUGAGCAAGCCUUCCUUCAUGACCUGGCCUGAAUUUGGUAUAGAGUCAACUUGAUCCCCUCUGUCGAAGAUGCUUGGAACUUCUUUUUUAAUAUUUUCAGUGGUAUUGUUAACAAACACGCCCAAUAAAGAAAAAGAGAAUGAAAUACAGGUUCAGCCCCCGGUUCGACCGUGAUCUGGCAGAGUUACUCCACCUCAAGAACACCAUUUGGCAAAAGGCUCGGCACACAAAUACAGACAAAUGAGAAAUAAGUGCACUCAGGCUAUCCGGAAGGCCAAAGUUAGUUACUUUAAGGAGCAGUUCUCUCUCUGUGGGUCUAACCCCAAGAAGUUCUGGAAAAUGGUGAAAGACCUGGAGAAUAAACCCUCCUCCUCACAGCUGCCA
Coregonus sp. 'balchen' is the source of this 2867-nucleotide messenger RNA. Lineage: Eukaryota; Metazoa; Chordata; Actinopteri; Salmoniformes; Salmonidae. The record is from the annotation of a GenBank genome assembly.